Molecule: messenger RNA, 470 nt
Organism: Cottoperca gobio
Lineage: Eukaryota; Metazoa; Chordata; Actinopteri; Perciformes; Bovichtidae
Product: lymphoid-restricted membrane protein-like
Exons: 5
Coding region: 147-470 (107 amino acids)
Source: RefSeq, a predicted model, not a curated record
ACGGACAGAAACUCAGAAUAUAUUUGUGUUUCCAGCAACAAUAAAAACUUCGCUUUUGACUGUGAGGAGAAUUUAAAUAAUAACCGUUUGUUUAACCUGAGGAACACAUUUGGAUUAUUCUUGUGAAAACAGCAUCUGAUGAAGAGAUGAACGCUCAGCCUGAUGAAGAGACAAACAGUCUGCCCCGCAUGCUGCUGGACAGUGAGGACUCUGACGAAGAAGUCAGUCAAGAGGAACCGGCACUCACAAGCUGGAACGAGCUGUCCAUCAUAGAGCGUGUCGGCCUCAACAGUGUGGAGAUGUCAGAGAAAGAUCUGGAGACGGCCUUCUCUCAGAUCGCUCUGGCCGUCCGCUGUGAUCAGUACACGCUGAAGCAGAGGCUGCAGGCGGAGGAGCACGCGCGCAACUUGGCUGAGGAGAACAUCCAGCUGGAGCUGACCAGAGGCAGGGAGACCCUGGAGGUGCAGUAA